Scophthalmus maximus (turbot) is the source of this 4084-nucleotide messenger RNA. RefSeq names its product IQ motif containing H (gene iqch). The transcript is spliced from 21 exons. Bases 196 to 3339 code for a protein of 1047 amino acids. Gene Ontology annotation, molecular function: protein binding. Lineage: Eukaryota; Metazoa; Chordata; Actinopteri; Pleuronectiformes; Scophthalmidae. The record is from RefSeq and is a predicted model, not a curated record.
UGUGUGUGUGUCUGACAGUCAAACUUUGGGGCAAACAAACCCACACCACGCCUCUCGUUGUCAUGACUACGGGUACGGUUUCGACGACUAGCUAGCUAGUUUAGUUACGAUACUUAGCUAUUACAUACGAGCCAUCAUUAUUAUCAUAUCGUGGCGUGUGUUCAAGUAUUAUUAUUAAACCCAAUAUGCGAAAAAAUGACUGGCACGCUUCAAGACGAGGAUAAGUUUGGAGCAGUUUUAGUGCAGGUACAGGCUGAUUUGAGACAACUGAGAUGCAGUGUUGAGAAAGUGACUGUCAGUGAGAGGGUCACAACGCGGGACAUUCAAGCCCUGGACAGUGCUAUUCGCAAGACAGAGAGCAGCAUCAAGAAACACGCAGAAGAUUAUCUGAAGACAGUGACGGAGCAGCUGCUGGUUCUUCCAUGCAUCCAGGACAUACACAAAACGACUGUGCAGAUUCCCAAAUGGAAACCUGAUCUGGACAGUUUCCCAAAUGUGCGUCCACAAAGAGAGGACCUCCCAGGGGCUUCACCUGGGGAAAAGCACAAGUCAACGUUAUCCAUGCGAUUGCUUCGUAAUCCUGCUCACCCAAACAACAAAGCCAUUAUGUUCCAGAAAUGUGGGAUAUCUCUCCCUGAUGUCCACAAGAGGAGCAAACAUUUGGUAAAACAUCACAGAAUACUCACUGGCCCUGCUAUGAGACUUAAGGCCUUUGGGCAAAAGGCCCACCUCAACCUGACCAUACCUGAAGAAGGCACAGGGACAGUGCCAGAUUCAAGUUUCCAUCAUAUGUCAAUCCAGCACAAGGCUGCUUCUCUUCAUCCCAGAGAGGAUUCAUAUUAUUCUAAAAUAGGUCUGAUAGGCUCAAAGUCUCAGUGUCAUAAGCAGAUGAAAUGGGAAACAGUAUCUGGAUACACCUGUGAGAAAACAGGAAGCAAAUGCUCACCAUUGCGGACCACCAAGACACCGCCUCCCAUCUCAACCUCAAAGAGCAUGGACCACAGGAGUAUGAUGCAAAGCACCAACGAUCUUAUCCCCCAAAAUCCUGAGAAUAUACCUGUGCCAGUUCCUGUAAGCACCAGCAAAUACCCCUUCACCAUCACAAAUGGAAGGCUCAACCCAAUGGCAGCUGAUUUCUGUCACUUCAGGCAGAGCUUAAGCUUGUGCUGGAGUAGUGUUGUGUUUGCUCUGGAGGCCCUAGAGAAGCUGCUCAGGGACUUUGCUGUGCCUCUAGCCAAAGUGAGUGGGGAACGACUUGUGGAGUUUGCCCAUGGUUGGGACAGCGGUUGGAGAAAAGCUGGACCACGGACCGGCCUCCUCUCGGUGCUUGAAAACUGGGAGGUGGUAUCUGGUCUGGUCUUACGCCCAGGUCAGCGCUACAGGGGAGAAGGAGGCACUGAGGCGGCUGCCACCCACAUCCAGUCCUGCUGGAGGCGCUAUGUAGCCCGGAAAGCCUACCUGCGCCACAGCCGGCGCAAGUGGGCGGCAGAAACCAUCGCCAUCUCAUGGUUGAUGCACACUCGAAAGCGUUGUGUCAGGAAGGCCCUGCAGGCUCGGCGUGUCAGACAGCUGGAGAAUUACCGCUGCAGAGCCCAGAAUCUGGCAGCCAACUGGAAACACAUCCAGUCCUCCAAGAGAACCAUUAUCCACAUCCCUUCAUUAGGAUACUCUCAGAGGCAGCGCCUGAACUUGAGGGGAUUUGACGUCCUCCAGAACAAACAAAUAAACAGGCUGUGUGAUAUAAGAGAUUCAAAUGUGCAGGUGAUCUACAUAUGCCCUCGGCACCUGGGGGAGGACAUCUUGGACUAUUACACCAGCCUCCUGAUGCGAGAUGGGGCCACGGACGGAACUGAAAAGAGAACAACUGGGGAGGCCUCAUCCUGCGUCAGCGCUUUCAUCAUCCUCACGCCUGAGGCUGUAGAUUAUUUCCCGACCCGUAACAUGUGCCUGUCUACACUCCUAAAGUACAGUCCUCACACCCUUAAGCGCAUUAAAAACCUGAUCCAGGGGAAGCAAGCAUAUAUUGUGGGUGGAGUGGCCCAUGUGGAUGACCUGGCCGUGGCUGAUGAGCUGGGAGUGCCAAUCCUGGGGCCGGAACCAGCUGUUGCACAGCUCUACAGCACCAAGUCUGGAGGGCGGAGGAUCUUCACCGGUGCAGAGGUUGAUGUUCCCCCUGGUCAAGCAGACAUCUACUCACUAAACCAGCUUCAUGAAACACUGGCUGAGCUUUUGACUCAAAACUUUGAUGUGCAGCGCUGGCUCUUCAAGAUAGACUCUGAGCACAGCGGCCGCGGUACAGCAUACUGUGAUAUAUGCCAUCUUAGCUGCUACAAGUGGGCCCUGCAGGAAUACCAUCGUCACGGUCCUGAGCUAUGGAACACAAAAUGGAUUCAGGAGUCUGUUCUUCUGAGAUAUUUAGAUGAGAUCCCAGAGUGGCUGGCCCGUCACGCCCGGCCUGCAAAAACCUCCUGCUAUCCCAACUGGGCCCGCUUCCGUAAGACCUUCCUCAGGCAAGGCGGUGUGGUGGAGGCCUACCCCCCUUCAGACAGUGUCACCUGUCUGACAGUCGAUCUGCUACUGGAGCCUGGGGGAGAGGUGACCAUGUUGUCCUGCGGAGACCAGCUCCAUGGCUCUUUUCAACUGGAAGCUAUAGGCUCCACUGUUCCUCAGACCUCUGUACACCCAGAGACCUUGCACUCCAUCUGCCUGCGUGUGGGCCAGGCCUGUCUGCAGCGCCUGAUCGUAGGUUAUGUCUCCGUGGACCUGGCUACCUUUCUGAACCACAACACCAUGGAGCAGAAGGUGUGGGCUAUUAAUGUGGACCUCACAUACAGUGACCAGCUGGCCAUGACCCAGAUGCUUCUGAUGAUGACUGGAGGAACGCUGAAUUGUCGCACCGGCUGUUUAGAAGUGCCCAUGCUAAUCAGAGAGAAAUAUUGUGACCACCAAAUUGCAGCCAAACCUCCUGUGGUGAAUCGUUAUGCAGUUCUCGGGAGCCGCUUGUUUCACUCUAACCUUUCCAUGUUGUACCAUAAUGUGUUCUUUAUGAUGUGUAGGGCUCAUGGCAUAGGAUUCAACAUGAAGAGGAAGGAAGGCACUGUCUUUGCUCUUUACGAUAGCAGUGAACGAUGCAGCAUAGGAAUGAUGACGGUCUCUGAGGAUCUCCAGGGAGCACUUGUGACCUUUGCUCGGAACCUGUCAGUCAUUCAUCAGGAAAUAUCAUCUUCUAAAAUGCAAGAAGAAACCAAUUUCAAGGAGCUGAUCAAGAACAUAAAGGACGUACUGCAGAUGAUUGUUCAGAACAAGCUGCGAGCAGUGAAGGAUAAACCUGCUGCUUAGACGGCUGCUUUAGUGAUAAGCUUGUCUUGCUCUCUCCAAGUUAAGUCAUCGUUUCUUUGCCAACUUAACACUGUGAAUGUGUGAACCCUGGAGAUUCAUCGAUGUCGAGCAAACACAGAUUGCCAAAUAAAUGCCUGAGGAACAUUGUCAGAAUCUGUCAUGGAGCUUUAUAAAAAUGUUAUAUAUACUGAUCCAUACAAACAGUCUGAACAUACUGUCUGUUAAUACUUGAAAACGAUUAUAAUAAACUAUGCACUUGGUAAUACCACUGGGGAAUGAGUAGGCUUUGAUCAAGUAUCCAUUCAGUAACAGCUUAAAAAGCUGUUUAAUUUUCCACUGUACAAUAUUUUGACUUUUUGCCCAGAUAAAUACUACAUUGUUAAGUAUGGGAAUGUUGUUCAGGGACACAAGAUAUGUGGAGAAGUUCCAUAAUAUAUUGACGCAAAACUGGACAGUUGAGAAAGUGAUUGAUGCUGACAAUUUUCAAAUGUCAUCUUUUGUAAGCUGACUGUUUUUACCCCUCAUUUCUUCUGUAACAUGUUUAUAGUCGGGAAAUAGUUUCUGAAAUACAGUAUUGUGUUGAAAAUGCAGUAGAAUGCUAACCAACUAGAGUUUUAGCCUGUUCUAAAGUCGUUGUGAUUUGUAAUUGCUUUCUGGCUAAAUGCUUUAUAUAUAGUAGCACAUAUUCGUCACUAAUUUAAAGAUUACAUGUGACUAUUUUUCAAUAAAGACUUGUGGUAUGACA